Eutrema salsugineum is the source of this 911-nucleotide messenger RNA. RefSeq names its product KRR1 small subunit processome component-like. Gene Ontology annotation, molecular function: RNA binding. NCBI's taxonomy places the organism in Eukaryota, Viridiplantae, Streptophyta, Magnoliopsida, Brassicales, Brassicaceae. Gene Ontology annotation, cellular component: nucleolus; small-subunit processome. The coding region runs from base 306 to 710 and encodes 134 amino acids. The record is from RefSeq and is a predicted model, not a curated record. The transcript has 6 exons.
UAUUUAUUAAGGCUUUAAUUAAACAAAUUAUUUGUUACUUAGUAAUCACGUAAAAAAUAUACAUGAAAUUUUGGAUUGAGUUGGGUCAGGUCCCCGUCCCCGGUUUAGAUCCACUAAGUUUGCUCGAAGGGACUUAAGAGAGGGGCACAAACCCUAGCUAAUACUAUAUGAAAAGAAGCUUCGUAGCCGCAUAAAAUAUAUAUAUAAAUUAGGGUUUUUUUUUGUUGAUCAUUUUGGGGUUUAUGGUUUUCGUUUGAUCUGUUUUGGACUUUGGUGAUUGCAAUUAAUGGUAGGUUAAACGUUGUAUGACUGUUUCGGAAAAAUUUCCUUGCGUCCUUCUCAGAGCUUCGUCUUUGCUUAGGCUUCUGGCGAGAGGUGUUCCCGCUCCUCAGGCAAUUAAAAUUCUGAAAGAUGACUGGAAAUCUACUAUCAUCAAUAUCCGAAAUUUGGUUGGCAAAAAGGAAAUAUUUGUUCAAAGGAGGCAGCGGCUUUUGGGUCGUGCCUUGAAGAAGCUGGAAAUGAUAACCAAUUGUUACAUUCUAGUUCAGGGAAGAACUGUACGUAGCUGUGAUGGGUUCUUCUUUAGUUGGUAUCAGACAAGUCCGAAGCUUUGUGGAACAAAGCAUGCAGAGCAUGCGGCAUCCUUUAGACCUUAUAAACGAUCUUGUGCUGCAUCUCGAGAAUCAAACGAAAAAGGAGGAGGAACUUAAAAAAGAAAUCCAAAAUGAAAUGCGCCUACUAUUGGGUGCUCGUGGAAAGGCCAGAAUCGCAAGGCCUAUGUUUUAAUCUCGCGUUAUAAAAAAUAUUAUUGUUGUUAAAAAAAACUACGACCGAUCCCGCCUUUUCUGUUCCAUCUAAAUCAUAUAUGCAGUAUCUUUGGUAGUUUGGACAUUUCCUGAAUGAGAACUCUU